AAACCUCGCCGGAGCCACCGCCGCGGACUCAUCGGCGGGGAGGAUGGCGUUGUACGAGGCGCGGGACUUCUUGUUCUGCGGCAUGUGCGGGACCCUCCUCUCCUUCCACUCCCUCCACCACGCCUCCUGCCCGCUCUGCGGCUUCAAGCGCCCAGCCGCAGAGAUCGAGGGGAGAGAAACAACAUACACCAUCACCGCGGAGGACAUAAGAAGGGAGCUGAAGAUUGAACCGUUUGUGGUUAUUGAAACGGCUCCCACACAUACUGAAGAAGUGCAAAGAGCAGUGGUGAACGAAUCGUGCCCUCAAUGCCAUCAUCCCCAACUUGAGUACUACACCAAGCAGCUGCGUUCGGCGGAUGAAGGUCAAACUGUAUUUUACGAGUGCCCGGAAUGCAGACACAAGUUUUCAGUUAACACAUGAAGGCAAAAGUAUGAUCUCUUUUUCUCCAGCUGCUGUCUUCUGAGUACAUUUUUUUUAAUCAGUUUUGCUUCAUCUAGUUUAGAAAUUUCUUGAAAUAUUGUAACGUAUAAUGUAAGACAAUUAUAUUGAAGGGAGUAGUAGACUUGAUUUAUGUUCUUCGCAUAUUGUAUGAUACUACUUUGUGCGGAGAUGUGCUGAGAUUAUAUGAGCAGAUAUUGGCGCAA
This is a messenger RNA of Ananas comosus (pineapple), 645 nucleotides long. Its product is annotated as DNA-directed RNA polymerase I subunit RPA12-like. Gene Ontology annotation, molecular function: zinc ion binding; DNA-directed RNA polymerase activity; nucleic acid binding. Gene Ontology annotation, cellular component: RNA polymerase I complex. Gene Ontology annotation, biological process: DNA-templated transcription; termination of RNA polymerase I transcription. The record is from RefSeq and is a predicted model, not a curated record. NCBI's taxonomy places the organism in Eukaryota, Viridiplantae, Streptophyta, Magnoliopsida, Poales, Bromeliaceae.